Messenger RNA from Pyrenophora tritici-repentis Pt-1C-BFP, 1257 nucleotides. RefSeq names its product IMP-specific 5'-nucleotidase 1. The record is from RefSeq and is a predicted model, not a curated record. Lineage: Eukaryota; Fungi; Ascomycota; Dothideomycetes; Pleosporales; Pleosporaceae. Gene Ontology annotation, biological process: nicotinamide riboside biosynthetic process; inosine salvage; nucleotide metabolic process. Gene Ontology annotation, molecular function: magnesium ion binding.
AUGACGACCAGAUAUCGUGUAGAAUUACGACCUGCUAAUGCUCCCAAGACCCACAGGAGGGACCAGCUUGGUCUCUUAGCCGUCCCUUUUGUCUUGCAAUCCCAACCCACAGCAGUCUUUGAGCCCAGAGGCGAUUCAGUAGAACACCAGGCCAACGUCGCCCAACGCCGGUAUGCUGAGAAUCUGCGCGAUGUUGAGGAGAUUAUCAACGACCACAUCCAACACCAAAAAGAUGGGAAGCCAGACCAAUCCAAACUAAAGCUCCUCGUUCCAUCAGUAGCAAACUUCUUCACGCCUCUAGCAUUACACGAUGCAUUCAUCUGGCAAGAUCAGAGACGGUUCAUCAGUCACCGACGCUUUGUUCCCCCUUCUUUUAACGACAUCCGUCUGAUCCUCAACACAGCCCAGGUAAUGAGUCUGAUACGCAGUGGUCCGUUGGAACUUGUGACAUUUGAUGGAGAUGUCACGCUAUAUGACGAUGGAAAGAACCUAACGCCCGAAAACCCCAUCAUUCCAAAGAUCCUCCAGCUCAUGCGUCGUGGAUCAAAGAUUGGGAUCGUUACAGCUGCGGGUUACACGGAAGCUAAACCUUACUAUGGACGACUGUACGGGCUUCUAGACGCAAUCCAAGCUUCCGACCUACCGAGGGAGUCUAGGCAGAACCUCAUCAUUAUGGGCGGCGAGAGCAACUUUUGCUUCAAGUUUGACGAGAACAGUCCAGUCUUGCUACGCUUGGUGCCCAGGGAGGAGUGGCUACUGAAGGAAAUGUUGACGUGGCAUGAGGCAGACAUCAAGGAGCUUCUUGACCUGGCAGAAGCUUCUUUGAACGACACCAUCAGGAACUUCCGUAUGGAGGCAAUGAUUGUCAGAAAGGAGAGGGCGGUGGGUAUCGUUCCCAAGGGGGACCACAAGUUCUGCCGUGAGACACUCGAAGAAACGGUAUUGAUCGUACAGAAGAUACUCGAAAUCUCCGAGGUUGGCCGGCGUCUGCCGUUUUGCGCCUUCAACGGAGGCAACGACGUCUUUGUCGACAUUGGAGACAAGUCGUGGGGUGUUCUGGCUUGUCAGCGCAUCUUUGGGGGCAUUGACGGUAGCAAGACGUUGCACGUGGGCGACCAAUUUCUCAGUGCAGGAGCAAAUGACUUCAAGGCCCGGUUGGCGUGCACGACGGCAUGGAUUGCCAACCCGCAGGAGACGUGCCAGUUGCUGGACGAGAUUACGGAGCUCGACGAGGAGCACCAGCGCAAGACCAGGUAG